Molecule: messenger RNA, 1702 nt
Organism: Drosophila virilis
Lineage: Eukaryota; Metazoa; Arthropoda; Insecta; Diptera; Drosophilidae
Source: RefSeq, a predicted model, not a curated record
AACAACAUUUUCGGUUUGAUUUUUUUCUGGGCCAGACCUAAAAAUUUUUCGUAAUAAAACAAAUUUGUUUAACUAAAAUUAAUAGCACGGCGUUAAUAUGUUUACACGAAGUGCGUGCAUUAGGGCCUGCAAUUCGUGCAUGCAGCCCGUGAUCACGUUGAACUUUAGCUCCUUGCUAUAUAAAGGCCUGGCGCAGACGAUUGGCAACUGGCAAAUUAAAACACGUAAUAUGUCUAUAGGUCAGAAUAGCGACAGGAAAAAGAAGCCCUACGCACAUUCAGCGAAAAUGAAAGUGAGCAUUCGCCGACACAAUAAGAUAUCGUCAGACGAGAAUCGGUUAAGUUCUAAUCAGAAAAAUAAGCUGAAAACGCAAUGCAAGAUAUUGGCUAGGAAAUUUAAGCUUGCUUGCCAGCGCUUGGUGGUCGAAGAGUUUGGCGCCGAGAAUUUAAAAGAGGACGAUAAAAAGAAAAUUUCGACAACAUGCCAGGAAUUAGCCGAACAAGAAAAGUGUCAACUGCUGGAAGAGCUCGAAAAUCUGAGAGCUCAAUGCGAAACUUUGGGCAAACAGGAGCAUCCUAACAAAUUGGCCGAGCUAGAAAAACUAAACAAUGAAGCGACCGCUCUAGGUGAGUUAUGCACAGAAUUAUAUCAGCAACAGGAGAGCUAUAAGUUGGCGGAUGAAGAACUUAAGAAAGAGGAAAGCGAGCAGCUUCAAGAACCUACGAAAAAAAAAACACGAAAGAUGGAUAAAGGGGCGAUGUUGGAGAAACACAAAAAGCAACAACAGAAGCUUAAAAAACUAUCCAAGGAAUUGGCCCAGAAAGAAAUAUGUGCUAAGCUGGAAAAACAAUCGCAGCAAUCUAAAAAGUCGGCCGAAGAGGCAAAAGCUAAGUCUGAGAAAAGCAAAACUAAUUCAAAGCAGAAAAGCAAUGAAAAACCUAAUAAAAAAGAGCAGCUUGAUGAACAGAAUAAGAAUAUGGCCCAGAAGAACGAACAGAAGGGAAAGCAAAGCCAGGGGCAGACCGAAAAAGAUAACUGCGAGGAAUCGGCCAAGUUAAACAAAUUGAGAAUGGAGAAGGAGCAGUUCGAGAGGCAGUGUAAGAUAUUGGAAAAGCUGGAAGAGCUAAAGGAACAGUGCAGAAUAAUGGCUGAAAAAGCGAAAUGUAACUCCAAAAAUGAGAAAUCUGGUGAAGACGCAGAAAAUUCUGAGAAGCAAGGCACGGCUGUUGGAGAAGAGCAAAAAUGCAAAGAAAUGGCAGAAAAAGAAAAAUGUGCUAAGUUAGCUAACCAAGAAAAAGAAAAGAAAGAAAAGGAAGCUCAGGCGAAUAAAUGCAAAGAAAUGGCAGAAAAAGAAAAAUGUGCUAAGUUAGCUAACCAAGAAAAAGAAAAAGCUCAGGCGAAUAAAUGCAAGGAAAUGGCGGAAAAAGAAAAAUGUGCUAAGUUAGCUAACCAAGAAAAGGAAAAAGAAAAGGAAGCUCAGGCGAAUAAAUGCAACGAAAUGGCUGAAAAAGAAAAAUGUGCUAAAUUAGCUAACCAAGAAAAGGAAAAAGAAAAGGAAGCUCAGGCGAAGACAAAUAUAUAUACAAAUAUAUAUGACAAGCUUAAGUCCAUAAAACCGUCAUUUUUUCCUCGGAAUUUUCAGGUAUUUCAUGCUAUCAAGGAUGUCAUUGAGUAUGCCUAUGGACUGGUCUGUUUCAGCUGA